Molecule: messenger RNA, 663 nt
Organism: Candidozyma pseudohaemuli
Lineage: Eukaryota; Fungi; Ascomycota; Pichiomycetes; Serinales; Metschnikowiaceae
Exons: 1
Coding region: 1-663 (220 amino acids)
Source: RefSeq, a predicted model, not a curated record
AUGUCAGGUAAUGAAGACUUCGAAACUGAAAUCAUCAACUGUGAAACCGACAAGGAGGUGACUAGUUCGGACGAGAGUUUCCUAGAAGAAAAGCCACAUUACUACACCCGAUUCAAGAUUCGUGAUCAUGUUAAAGCGCUAUUCAAGGCUAACGAUGGCAGAACGAUUGAUGGGAGGGAAGAAUGCAGAUCUUCCGAAGACAGGCCCUCACGCCAUUUGAUCAGCUGCCUGGCUACCAAAAUGAUUCUAUCGAAUGAGCAUGAUUGUCUCAUAUAUCAUCAUCUCAAGACCGAGAGGCAACUUAAGCGGAGGGCAAACUUCGAAGUCUUUCCUAGCCAGUGGUGUUUAUGGGUUCAAACAGAAGAAAACGACGAGAAGGUUGAGUCGAAGAUGAAAAUUAACAAUACGAAGGCACUAGGACUCAUGAUUGGAACGAUUAACGCAGAAUACACAAUGAGAAGAAAGUUGCAUUUGCUUAGAGCAGAGGUCACGCCAACAACAAAGAAUGCCUACUCGAAGCUGUCGAUCUUUAUGAAAGUCCUGCCAUCUGACGAACUCCAUUGCUUCCAGGAGUUUGCGAGAGUAAUCUUAUUAGACAAGAUUUCGCAGCCAAUGAGUAUAAAGGGUAUGUGUAUCGCUAAGCAAAAGAACCAUCACAACUAA